Phytomonas sp. Hart1 is the source of this 1260-nucleotide messenger RNA. The record is from the annotation of a GenBank genome assembly. Lineage: Eukaryota; Euglenozoa; Kinetoplastea; Trypanosomatida; Trypanosomatidae.
AUGCGGCUUCGAUCCUUUCUCUUACGGUACUACCCACCAGGUAUUACCUUGGAAUACGAAACCUCGUCUGGUGAAAUUGGUCAAAAGGUGAUCGACUUACUGACACUUAGCCCAUCAACAAAUCUUACACUUUUGGCAAAUGAUCUCAUCAAUUCUGAGCCACUCUUAACGGAGAAGUAUCGCACGUCUAUUAUGCAGUAUCUGAGACGUUUAGUUGACAAGAUUAAGGAAGGCUAUGAGAAGCAGACGUUUUACCUUUUCAAGAGCAUGCGUGCCCAUCUGCUUCCUCUCACAAAUUGUGCCUUUAACAAGGGUGGUGAUAAAUUCGUGACCGGCAGCUAUGACCGCGUUUGCAAAGUGUGGGAUACCACGACUGGGGAUCAGUUGUUAUCCUUGGAGGGUCACCGCAAUGUAGUAUAUUCUGUGGCUUUUAAUAACCCCUAUGGAAACCGUGUUGUGACCGGUAGCUUCGACAAGACGUGCAAGAUGUGGGAUGCUACCACUGGGCAGUGUUUCUACACCCUUCCUGGGCACUUGACCGAAGUGGUCUGUCUCUCAUUCAAUCCGCAAAGCACUAUGUUAGUAACGGGGUCCAUGGACAGCACCGCCAAGGUAUGGGAUGUUGAGCGAGGGGAUGAGCUAUUUUCUUUCGUUGGGCAUACAGCUGAAAUAGUCUCUGUGAAGUUCAACACUUCCGGCAACCUUGUCAUGACUGGAUCUUUUGAUACAACAGCAAUCUUAUGGGACGUACGCACAGGAAAUAUAGUGAGGUCGCUGAAGGGCCACCGGGGUGAGAUUUCCUCCACACAGUUCAACUUUUUAUCUAAUAUGGCGGUUACGGGAAGUAUUGAUCGUACCUGCAAGCUAUGGGAUAUAGGAACCGGGAUUUGCAUGGAGACCUUUCGUGGGCACACAGACGAGGUUCUUGACGUAGUUUUUAAUGUCACGGGUAGUCAGGUUGUCAGUGCGAGCGCAGAUUCCACAGCGCGGGCAUAUGACACUGCCACCUUCAACUGCAUUUCCAGCUUUAUCGGACACGAUGGUGAAAUAUCUAUGGUUCAAUUUAACCCUCAGGGAAAUAAAAUUAUUACGGCAUCGAGUGACAAAACGUGCCGUAUAUGGGAUCUAGAUUCUGGGCAGACAAUGCAAACGUUAAUCGGACACACAGACGAGAUAUUUUCAUGUGCAUUCAACUACCAAGGUAACAUGAUUCUAACGGGUUCAAAGGAUAACACAUGCCGCAUAUGGAAGUGUUCAUAA